Messenger RNA from Paraphaeosphaeria sporulosa, 1892 nucleotides. RefSeq names its product HET-domain-containing protein. The record is from RefSeq and is a predicted model, not a curated record. Bases 24 to 1823 code for a protein of 599 amino acids. Lineage: Eukaryota; Fungi; Ascomycota; Dothideomycetes; Pleosporales; Didymosphaeriaceae. The transcript is spliced from 2 exons.
UUUUUACUUCUCGCAACUCUAUUAUGGAUAAACUUUAUACAGCGUAUCCGCUUGACCACAAAAAGGAGCACAUCCGGCUCAUCAACAUCGAUCUUGGCCCAUGGGAGGCUGAGCUUACGAGCACGUUCAGCGUCGUCAGCCUCAGGGAUAGCCCGGAUUUUGUCGCUCUCUCAUAUGUGUGGGGAGACAAUUCACUGUCAGAUCAUUCUGCGGUCAACAUUGAGGGUUGUCCAGUUCCUGUUACGCCGAACCUCUAUGCGGCGCUCCGUCGAUUGAGGUGGCACGCACACGAAGUAGGGCAGGGCAACUUGAUUGUCUGGGCCGAUGCUCUUUGCAUCUCGCAGAACGAUCGGAUAGAGAAACAACACCAAAUCCCGCUUAUGCGAAGGAUAUACUCUUGUUGCAGGAACACGGCCAUAUGGCUAGGCGAAUUGUCGAUCCGUGACAACAGCGCAUCGAUACCGUUGUCACCACACCCAUCCGAAAGCAUUGCAGUUACUGAUCGCCUGAUACAAGACCUUCAGCAUGACCAGCACCUUGACAAAAUCGAGCCGUUCGACAGAGAUGAGACUGACUCACUUUUCGUCGACGUUCGGCAAGUGUUUGAACGCUUGUCCUAUAGUACCUGGUUCUUGAGAAGAUGGGUGCUGCAGGAGGCCGUUCUAGCUGCGACGGUGAAAGUUUACUUUGGACCGGUCCUACAGGACUUAGACACCCUAUCACAAGCUAUGGAAAAUUAUGCGGAACAUAUCGAACAAGCUUGUUGUACAACUGCAAAGCCAGGCCAUUACAUCAUGCGUCAGCGCAUUCGCGGGUUUCUGCAAGAAUUUUCUUCCUUACAGGAUCUCCGGGACCGCAGGAGCGAAAGGGCACAUAUUCUUCACCUUUGUAGGGAAUUCUCAGGUCGACAGACCUCACUAGAAUUGGACUGUGUGUAUGCCUUACUGGGUCUCACGAACCCUCCAGCAACUAUUGUACCAGACUACACAGUCUCCAUAGACAGUCUUUGCACAGAGAUUUGUACAGACUACAUUGGAAAGGAACACUCUCUGGACUUUCUUCAUCUUGCCAGCUCUAGUAUCGGUCAGGCGCAGAUGCCGACUUGGGUCGUCGAUUGGACAGCUUUUGUUGAUUGCAAAGCGUCCAAAAGGGCAUGGAACUGGCUCGCAGAUCUCUUUCAUCCGACCGCGGGCCUCUCUCAAAAACCGCAUAUCCGCGACCAAUAUUUUCUCGAGAUCAUUGCAUGUCCGAUUGAUAGAGUUGAGGACACAGUCAAGCUCCCUAUGACCGGGAACAUUACCGAUGCUAUUCGAAAUUUCCUAGCUAUAUUACUUGAUGAGGUAUACAGCGACGUGGACUAUCCAACAGGGGGAACCUGGCUUAUGGCUUGGUUAAGAACACUCAGUGCUGAUAGCUGCUGGGGUGCCAACUCCGCACGUCGACUCUCUAAAGAAGACUGUGACUUUUAUUGGAGUUCAAUCUUCACGGGAUCUGGGUACGCUCCGGGGCAAAAAGUUCGCCUUGCAGGUGGGAGACUAGUGCUAGCUGAUGCUCAUCUAAACGACAUUAUUCGUAUGCUACGCCUCGUUCAAGAAGACAGACGUAUCUUCUAUACGAACAACGGGUACAUAGGUGUGGCAGAUGAUGACAUUGAGCCUGGGGACGUUGUUUUCCUUGUACCCGGGUGUUCUAUGCCUAUGGUCAUGAGGAGCAAAGACUCGGCAUUCUAUCUGCAAAUUGUUAGCGCGUGCUACCUACAUGGAUGGACGGAUGGAGAGAUUGCAAUCGCACCAAAGCGGUAUAGAGCCGUCUACAUAGAAUGAUCUUGUGGAAAGAAGAUAUAUGAUGCUACUGCAGAACUCUUCUAGAACUAACGGGUACGCAGUCAUGGA